UGCCGUGUUCACCGGGGUUGGGCAGCGAGCCAAAAGCGGUCGCAAGUGUGGUUACACUUUUCAAAACCUCGCUUGCUCAAAAAAAUGCUGGCUGCACUAUUUGUAAUGCAGAAAUGCAAAGCUGGCCAGGCCCAACAGGUUUCACACGUGUUUCCUCCGAGACAUUUUAGUGCAAAAUACUCCUGCAUGAGGCGCAUUGUCCUGCUACUCAAAUUAGAAUAGAUUCAACUUUAAUUAUUUUGCUUUUUUUUGUGAGUAUAAGUUGACCUCAGACAAGUAUUCAAUCGAAACAGUUUAAAGGGAAAAAAACACUCUUUGGUGGAUUUGUUUAUAAUUCCAAGACACAUUCAAACUGUUCACUGAUUGUUAUGGGUUAGGGUCAUAAGUCAAAAAAGGUUGUGAACAGCUGGUUUAGAGCUAAAUGAUAAAUGCUGGCUUUUAUAAAAUGUUGAUGGAUCUUGUCUUCUUUUUUUUUAAUCUGCAAUAUGUGACCGAUUUCCUGGAUACUGAGGAAAGACGUCGGCUGUAUUUCUAAGAAUCGCUUCCUGUUGGAGUCUUGUGCUUCUCAUCAUUUCCUGUUCAGUAUUUAAGAAGCCAUAUCCAUCUCUGUGACAAACAAAGCUUCCGUCUGACGUCCUCUGCUGUUUUUAAAUGCAGAACCUUUUCAGCCUUGAUUGCAAUUUGUUUUAGUUGGGCUUCACAGAACAGCUUUACACAUUCACUCAGCUCUUUAAACUAACGGGUUACAGUUUUAUAUAUUCUCGCCAAAACAUGCCGUUUCUCUCAAAAACACAAGGAUUACGAUCAAGUUUUGUCGUGCAGAGUCGUUCCUUACAUUUCUAAAAACUUUCUGCAGCCCUUCUCAUGUCCACCUGCUGGAGAGAACAUGCAACAGCGUUUUCGUUUAAUUUUAGUGGAUAAACUUAAAUGGAAAAUAGAUGCUGAUGUUUAUCGGAAUUGACUACAGAAUUUGCUGAAAUCUCCAUAGAGAUGAAUUGCAUCCAUGAUAUUCUAUAUGUAUUCAGCCUUCUAUAAUUAGAAGCAGGAUAUACCCAGAAUGCAUACUGAGAAACUACAGGGUCCAAAAUAUGAGGACAUUACACCCAGAAUAUGCGAUACGUGUUUUUCGUUCCUGUUGUGUCGAUUUCUCCAUCGUUACUGUUUUCGCAACGGGUUCAAUUUUCUGCUUUUGUUUCUGCAUCCGUCGGAGUCAUUUGACCACUCAGAGCCACUGUCAAGGCAAACGUCAUUAUCCACAAUGAGAGAUUAGACAGUAGUGACUGUGCUUUAGGUAGCUAAUAGAUACAGUAGCUUCUUGCUGAUGUCAUUCAUCAACAUUAGCAUUUCGAAACGAAUGUAUUCCUCUGGAAGACUUUUUAACCAGAUGUUGGAAACUGUUUGCUCCCGUUCAGCCACAAGAGCAUCAGUGAGGUCCAACACUGAUGUUUCUUCAUGAAUUCAUGUUGAAACAGGAAACAGGACAAACUCAGAUGUCAGCUGAUCAUUUCUCCAAAGAAGAAGAGUCACCACACUGUUUUUUUGUUUUUAACUGCCUGGCUGGAUAUAUAUUUUGACUCAUUGUGUUCACUUAUCCACGGUCCUUUCAUGUCUGUCCAUUUCUAACAGGGCCGGAGGUGCGGAGACAGUUCCCUGAAGACUACACGGACCAGGUUUGGAAGACUUCAUAUACUGUGCUUCCUGUCUCAUGUUGUUGUUCCUUGGUUUCUUUUUCACCUGUACUUCUUUUUCUUGUUCUCAUGUGUUGUGCACAGGCUGAACUUUAAUCAAUGCACGUACCACUGUUGUGUACCGGUUUUUAUUCAUGUCAGAUUGAAAUCUUGGGUGACCUGGAAACGCAAGCGAUGACAUUUUUCGUUGGUCUCUUUGUCCAUGUGUGCUUUGCUCUUUCCCUACUCAAUCACAGAUCAGUUCCUCCACACUGCAUCCUUCCCAUCAGCCCCUCGAUCGCCUCUCACUUUAACACAGUAGAAACUUAUUGUUACAUAUUGAUGAUGAUGAUCCAUGUAACUCGACUCUAUUAUCUGUCAUCUGGGUCUUACAGGAGACUCUUCAGACUGUGCCCAAGUUCUGCUUCCCCUUCAACAUGGACAGUCUGACAGUCAACCAAGUCGGCCAGAACUUCACAUUUGUGUUGACCGACAUCGAGAGCAAACAGAGAUUCGGCUUCUGUCGCCUCUCCUCAGGUGCCCACACCUGCUACUGCAUUCUCAGCUACCUGCCCUGGUUCGAAGUCUUCUACAAGCUGCUUAAUAUCCUUGCUGAUUACACCAUCAAAGGCCAGGAAAGCCAAUGGCAAGAGUUCCUGGUGUCUCUACACACGCUCCCCAUCCCUGAGCCCGGGGUCCCCGUUCAUCUCGGUGUGCAUUCCUUCUUCACUGUGCCUGACACAAGGGAACUCCCCAGCAUACCUGAGAAUAGAAACUUAACAGAGUACUUUGUAGCAGUAGAUGUCAAUAACAUGCUUCACCUGUACGCUAGUAUGCUUUAUGAACGCCGAGUCCUCAUCUGCUGUAGCAAGCUAAGCACUUUAACAGCUUGUGUCCAUGGGUCUACGGCCAUGUUGUAUCCAAUGCACUGGCAACACGUUUACAUUCCUGUCCUGCCUCAACAUCUACUGGAAUACUGCUGUGCCCCAAUGCCGUACCUCAUCGGAGUGCAUUCCAGUCUGAUGGAGAAAGUUCGAGGGAUGGCUCUGGAUGAUGUGGUGGUCCUGAACGUGGACACGAACACCCUGGAAACACCCUUCGAUGACCUCCAAAGCCUGCCCAACGAUGUGGUCUCAUCUCUAAAGAGUCGUUUGAGGAAGGUUUCAACAACGACCGGGGACGGUGUGGCCCGAGCCUUCCUCAGGAGUCAGGCGGCUCUGUUCGGCAGCUACAGAAACGCUCUGCAGAUUGAGUCGGGAGAGCCAAUAACAUUUAAUGAGGAAACCUUCGUGACUCAUCGUUCCAGUGCCAUGAGGCAGUUCCUCCAGAACGCCAUCCAGCUGCAGCUCUUCAAACAGUUCAUUGACGGCAGAUUGGACUUGUUGAACUCAGGAGAGGGUUUCAGUGACAUUUUUGAGGAGGAGAUCAACAUGGGCGAAUAUGCAGGCAGUGACAAGACCUACCAUCAGUGGCUGUUCACUGUGAAGGUGAGCUGGUCUGAACGCUUCUACCCACACCGACAAAACUUUGCUCGAAAGAAUACAUUGCGUGUUUCUUUUUGUAUUUCUCAUCAUCAUUUGUGUUUGCUUUGCUAACAGAGUGGUGCCAAUGCACACUGUAUGUCUGUCCAUCAAUCCAUCCAACCACUCAACAGCUACUGGCCAGAUUAGAGUCUUAAGGCCUUAGUGUUCGUAUGUGUCAUCCGCUAAAAAUCGUUAUGCACAGAAACCUUGCCCACUUAGUCCACUGCCUUUUAUUACUCUUUGCUUUCUGCCGGGAGACAAAUGAAUGAAGUCAAUCAGCUUAUCGGAUGCCAUUUCUGAUGAUACCUGUUCUUUUAGAGAUGUCUCUGUAUAAACGUGAAUGACACAAUAUGAGGUGGUAUUUCUGAGGGCGAUACAGUAAUAUGUCCAUCACUAACAGAUGUUCUGAGGGCGGUACAGUAAUGUGUCCAUCACUAACAGAUGUUCUGAGGGCGGUACAGUAAUGUGUCCG
Anarrhichthys ocellatus (wolf-eel) is the source of this 3662-nucleotide messenger RNA. RefSeq names its product DENN domain-containing protein 1A-like. Bases 2105 to 3262 code for a protein of 385 amino acids. Gene Ontology annotation, molecular function: phosphatidylinositol phosphate binding; guanyl-nucleotide exchange factor activity. The record is from RefSeq and is a predicted model, not a curated record. Gene Ontology annotation, cellular component: cytosol; clathrin-coated vesicle. The transcript has 13 exons. Gene Ontology annotation, biological process: endocytosis; endocytic recycling. NCBI's taxonomy places the organism in Eukaryota, Metazoa, Chordata, Actinopteri, Perciformes, Anarhichadidae.